This is a messenger RNA of Cyclopterus lumpus (lumpfish), 3584 nucleotides long. Its product is annotated as protogenin B-like. Gene Ontology annotation, biological process: cell-cell adhesion; axon guidance. The transcript is spliced from 19 exons. Bases 45 to 3584 code for a protein of 1179 amino acids. Gene Ontology annotation, cellular component: axon; plasma membrane. The record is from RefSeq and is a predicted model, not a curated record. Gene Ontology annotation, molecular function: protein binding. Lineage: Eukaryota; Metazoa; Chordata; Actinopteri; Perciformes; Cyclopteridae.
GCACGCAGGGCAGCGGCGGGGAAAUGACACGCAGAGCCGGAUAAAUGGGAAAGUUUAAGAUGAAGGUCCACCAGCACUGGCUGUUUAUGGUUUUGUUUCUUCCUUUAUCAAGUGUUUUAUGUUUCAGCGAGUUGUCCUUCAUCACGGAGCCCAGUGACGUUACCUUACUACCAAAGGACCCUGCUGUCUUGGACUGUCAGGCUCACGGGCUGCCUCCAGUCACCAUCAAGUGGCUGAAGAACGGCGUUAAGUUGGCAGAAAGUGAGCACAUACAGUUUCUGCCCAACGGCUCCUUGUACAUACCAAUGAUAGAGCACACCAAGGAGGAUUCAGAUGAAGGAUUCUACCAGUGCCUCUCCCAGAAUAAAUAUGGAGCUAUCCUAAGCCAAAGAUCACGUCUGACUAUCGCAAGUAUCUCAGAGUUUGUGUUGCAUCCUGUGCCUAUGGUGGUGACUGAGGGCUCAUUGGCACGAUUCUCCUGUGCUGUCACCUCUAGCCCUCCUGCCACGAUCACCUGGGAGCUCAACCAAAAAACAUUACCACUACGAACAGAAAGAAUAACAGUUUUGCCAAAUGGAGUCCUUCAGAUCCACAAUGUACAGUUGGAAGAUGUUGGACAAUAUCGAUGUGUGGCAACUAACAUUGGCAGCCAUUUGAAGAGUAGAGAAGCCACACUGACAGUCCACCAAGGUGCAGGCCCUAAACCACGUCAGAGGCCCAGAAUCAUUGCAGGACCUCAAAAUGUCACAGUUUCUCUUCACCAAACUGUGGUGCUGGAGUGUGUGGCCACAGGCAAUCCCUGGCCCAUCAUCUCCUGGAGCCGUGCUGACAGUAAACCCAUUGAUGUGUACAACGCCAAAGUGCUGGGCAAUGGAAACCUUGUUAUUACGGAUGUCAAUUCCAAGCACAGUGGAGUCUACCUCUGCAGGGCCACCACCCCUGGAACCCGCAACUACACUAUUGCUGCAGCAAACCUCACAGUUCUAGUGCCACCAUCUAUUGUCGAGAGGCCAGAGAGCCAGACCCGUCCAAGAGCUGGCACUGCCCGGUUUAUGUGCCAAGCAGAGGGAGUGCCCACGCCACGCAUCAUGUGGCUAAAGAAUGGAGAAGAUGUUCACUUAAAUGGGAGGAUUAAGAUGUACAACAGUAAAUUGGUGAUUACCCAGAUCAUCCCUGAAGAUGAUGCCAUUUAUCAGUGCAUGGCAGAGAGUGAACAGGGUUCAGAGCUGUCCUUGGCUCGCCUUAUUGUUGUCAUGUCCGAGGACAGGCCGAGUGCACCAAGAAAUGUCCAUGCAGAGACCAUCUCAAGCUCUGCUAUCUUACUGGCCUGGGAGAGACCUCUCUACAAUGCAGACAAAGUCAUUGCCUACUCCAUCCAUUACAUGAAGGCUGAAGGUCUAAACAACGAAGAAUACCAAGUUGUCAUUGGCAACGACACGACCAGUUAUAUCAUCGAUGACCUUGAGCCUGCUAGAAACUACAGCUUUUACAUCGUUGCUUAUAUGCCAAUGGGAGCCAGUCGUAUGUCAGACCAAGUCAGUCAGCAUACCCUGGAGGAUGUGCCUUUGCGUACUCCAGAGCUGAGUCUGAUCAGCCAGAGCUCCACAGAUAUUCAGGUGAUUUGGCAGCCGCUGCCUGCCAAGGUGAGCCGCGGUCGGUUGUCUGCAUACAGACUAUCCUAUCGUACAGCUGCGGACAGCACUGUCACCUCUGUGGAGUUACCUCAGAACAGCACCGAAUAUCUGCUGGAGGGCCUGCAGCCUGACACCAUCUACCUGCUUCGCAUGGCUGCAGCCACCCGUGUGGGCUGGUGUGAGCCUUCUGCAUGGACCUCGCACCGCACACCCAAGACCUCCAGCAGCAAAGUGCCUUCAGCCCCUACUCUUCAACUUGAGCCGCUUAACUGCACCUCCAUUGUGGCACGCUGGCAAACUUCCCAACAAUCUGUGGUUGUCCAGGGUUACCAGCUGUGUUACCAUGAGGAAGGCCAACCGGAGCAGCCUAUCAUCCAGCUGCAUGCUCAAACCUAUACCCACACCAUCAGUGGCCUUGACCCAAGGAGAAAGUAUCAUGUCAAGAUUCUGGCUAUCAGUCAAGCUGGAGAUGGCUAUCAGACAGACCAAACAAUUAGUACCCCGGGAUGUGUGUCGGCUAGAGACCAACUGGCAGCAGCCCCUCCGCCUCCAGCUCACGUGACUGUCUUGGCCAGCAAUUCAUCUGCAGUGUCUUUGAGCUGGAGCCGUCCUACUUUCCCCUCUGGAAAGGCUGUCACCUAUACAGUCCGUUGUACACCUGUGGGCACCCACAACGCCUCAGCUAUACGCUACCUACAAACGACCAGACAGAGAGUGAUGGUUCAGGAUUUGGAUCCAAACACUCGAUAUGAGUUUGUUGUGCGUCUUCAUGUGGACCAGAUGUCGAGUCCCUGGAGUUCUGUCUUUCACCAUCAGACUCUGCCAGCAGCACCUAGCCAACCACCGACAGGAGUGCGAGUAAGUCUGAUUGAGGAUGACACUGCUCUGGUGUCCUGGAGGGAGCCCAUAGAGCGCAAUGUGGUGGUUACGCGCUAUACCAUCCUGUACGCUUCCCAGAAAGCCUGGAUUACGGGACGUUGGCAAAUAUUGCAGCGGGAGGGGAGCCACACAAUGGCCUUGCUGGAGAAGCUGGAGGCAGGGAAUGUUUACUUGGUGAAAAUCUCUGCCUCCAACCACGUUGGUGACGGGCCUUUCUCUAACAUUGUGGAGUUGGCGCUAAAGCGUGGAAACACCCACCGCAGCAAGAACCCCCGGCACUCUGACACCUUCCCCGAUACAAGAGUCCUAUCUGAUGGCCUCUACCACAUAGACCAGAGGUCUAUGACUGGGAUCAUUGUGGGUGUGUGCAUCGCCUUGGCCUGUAUUGUUAUGUGUGCCUUAAUCCUCAUCAGUAAGGGCAGACCAAGGAAAUCCUCCAGCCACAAAGUAAUUGCUGUGGGAGCUGCUGAAGGUCCACAUGCUGGUUUGUCUCUACCCAAUGAACACCAUAGAGAGAAUAUUGAGGCUCUUAUACCCAUGAUAAGUCACCACUUUCUAGAUACCAAGGGUGAAGCUAAUAUGGUCAUAAAUAGUGCCGGUCCAAUCAGCAGCAAGAAUCAGAGCAAGCGGUGGCUGCUCUUCAAAAGGGAGAUCGGGAAUCCAGCUGAAAGUGAUGCUGAGAGGAGAGCCAGCUUGUAUGAGGCUGGCAAAACAGUUUUGAGGUACGAGGAGCAGUUAGGUUCGGCGCCCUUGCCACCUUCGUCCAGGGAGAUCAUCUAUGGACCGUAUCGCUCGAAGAGCUCUCACACCAGUGAGGGCAGCCAAGAGACGGGAGACUCUGGACACUACUCCAACGAAGAGAUGAGCAACCCUUCGACCAGCCGAAGCUCCCGACCUGAAUCUUUUGGGUCGGUCGAUGGCCCCACUGCCGCCGAGCUGAAACAGUCUUUUGAAGUGGAAAAUGAGGAGAUGCUGAGCCUCCAUCACUCCGCCCCUGAUGCGUCCCACUUCUGCUGCAUCUCAGAGUACGCUCAUCCCGCCUUGCACACGUCGCAAGCUGUCGCCUCCUGA